Molecule: messenger RNA, 2253 nt
Organism: Schistosoma turkestanicum
Lineage: Eukaryota; Metazoa; Platyhelminthes; Trematoda; Strigeidida; Schistosomatidae
Source: the annotation of a GenBank genome assembly
UGAUAACCUCAAGCACUUGGAAUUCAGAAUGACUACUGCCAAUCAGGUGUUCAAGGUCGAGUAGAAAAGAAAGCGCGGUUGGGUAGAUUAUUCUUCUCUCGUGUCCUACCUAACACCUUAUGAUAUUUCUGACUAUUGUCUGCUGUUCUCAAUAUUAAAUAUAAGUGAAUUAAUGAUCAAUUCAAAUCCAAUGGAAGAUGAUUGUGAUUCAGAUGAUUGGCAAGAAGUUACACUGCCUGAUUCUAUUUCAUCUGAAAAGUAUACUUGUUUAAUGUGUGACAAUCAUUUCAAUAUGGCUACAUCAUUUUUUCGACAUCUUACUCUUCAACAUGAUUGGGUCAAUUUUUUAGAUGGUGAAGGCAAAAACAUUUUCAAUGAUCAAUAUGAUUGGAUUCGAUUUGUUAACUUUGUUCGUAAAACUAAACCAAUGGAUUUACGUCAAACAUUUUACGAUAUGGUUUGGAAAACUGAUUCUUUAGAUCUUCUUUAUCCAGUUCUACCGGAUGAUGAAGUUCUCUCAAUUGAUAUUGAAUCUUAUUUAUUGGAUAAUCGACAAAGUGAUCAAUCAUCUGUGAUAAAUGUACGUGAAAAAUCAACUAGUCAAGAACCUCUAUCAUUAGAAAUAUCACGAAUCAAAUCAGAAAAUAAAAUGUUACGUACACAAUUAAACAACUGCAAACGUUUACUUUCAACUAUGUCUGCACAAUCAAUACGAAAGAAAUCAUCCUGUGGUCAAUCGCCUGAUUAUGAUUUUGAUAUGGAACCAAAUGAUUCUUCCUAUUUUGGAUCGUAUGGUCAUUUUGAAAUACAUGGUGAAAUGAUAAAUGAUCGUGUACGUACUGAAUCUUAUGUGAAUUUCAUUCUAUCCAAUGCAAAUAAAUAUUUUAAAGAUAAAAUUGUCUUGGAUGUUGGUUCCGGUUCAGGUAUUUUAUCGAUUAUUGCUGCACAAGCUGGAGCUUCACAUGUUUACGGUGUAGAAGCUGCUGAUGAAAUCUAUGCUGCAUCACAUGAAACUUUAAAAGUAAACAAUUUACUUGAACGUGUCACCUUUGUUCAUGGUGAGGCAGAAUCGGUUGAAUUACCAGUUAAACAGGUUGAUGUAAUCAUCUCUGAAUGGAUGGGUUAUUUCUUAUUUUUUGAAUCAAUGCUUGAUUCAGUAUUAAAAAUAGCAUCGAAAUAUUUAUCACGUACUGGGCAUAUAUUUCCACGUCAUUAUACAUUGAAUAUUAUCGGUGUACAAUGUUCUAAACAAUUACGUGAACGACGUCUUGAACAUUGGAAUAAUGUAUAUGGUUAUAAUAUGCCAGCAUUACGUCGUGCAGCAUUAGGUGAAGCACAUGUAUUAAAUUUAACUACUCAUGAUCAACCUAUCACGUCGUCCUCAUCCUCAUCAUCCUCGUCAUCAUCUUCGUCAUCAUCAUCCGUAGCACCGAUUAUUGUAUUAACACCGAAAUCAUUUGAAUUAGUUACAUUGGAUUUAGAUGAAAUGCAUCAUAAUCGUAUUUAUCAAUUAUCAAAUCAUUGUUCAUUAUUAUGUGAAGAGAAAUUUCAUUUAAUUAUACAACCAGUGAUAACAUCAACAACUACUACUGAUGAUAAUGAUAAUGAUAAUAAUAGUUAUGAAUUAGAUGCAAUAGUCGGUUAUUUCACUGUACGUUUUAAUGAUGAUGCAGAUUGUAAAGUUGAAUUUUCAACAUCCCCAACUUCUCCUUUAACACACUGGAAACAGACGUUACUAUUUUUGGAUAAACCAAUUCGUGUCAAACCAGGUGAUAAAAUCUCUGGUAUCAUAACUAUACGUCGUGCAACUACAGAUAAUCGUGGCUUAGAAAUUAGUCUAUUAAUUGCUGAAACAGAAAAUUCACCUGAAAUCAAACAAACCUUUGAUUUAAUUGGUUAAAGCAUCGUGUUUUUUUUUCAAAAUUAAAAAUGCAAACCCUUAUUUUUAAGAAAAAAAAUGAAGACAAAAUGAAUUUACAGAAUGGUUUUACUUUUUUUUUUUAAUCCUCUUUCACAUGUUAAUCAGAGUGAUGUGACAAAAUAACAUCGAUGGAUGACACACACACACACACACAUAGAGUGUUCAGACUUCAUUGAAUGUUUAUUUAUUUUGUUUACAUGACAAACAUUUUAAUGAAUUUUUUUCUUAAUUCAAUGUAUUCAUUGUAAAAUGAUAAUGACAGUAAAAUUCAUUGUUGUUGUUUCCAAAAAAUAAAUUUGAAUAAAAUAAAUUGGAUUUAUUUUUUAAAAUAA